AAAAAAAAACGUCCUUUUGAUUCGUUGCAGAGAUGGAGAAGAAGAUCAGAGGAAGCCAAGAGACGGAGCUGGAGCUAAAACAGAGUAUCGAAGAUCCAUCUCCAAGAUGCGUGCUUGAAAUCCCGGUUAUGAGCUCUGAUUCCGAUAACAGCAGCAGCAGCAGCAGUUGUAGCUCGUGUUCUCCUGAUAAAUCAACGUCUCCGUUAUCAACGACUCCUACGAACGUUUCGUCGUUUUACCAAUGGAACAAGAUGAUCGAUUCCAUCAAGAAGAAAUCGAUAAGGAGAUUCUCAGUCAUUCCUCUCCUCGCCAGCUACGAGCUGACCCGUAAGAACAUGCGUCGGAAACAGCAUAAGCUGACUCCUUCUUCGGAAAACGAAUUCGAUUGUGGUCAAAUCCUCUUCGCUAAACCUUCGUGGCGUAAUUUCACCUUCGACGAGCUCGUUGCCGCCACCGACAAUUUUAAUCCCGAGAACAUGAUUGGGAAAGGAGGGCAUGCGGAGGUAUACAAAGGUGUUUUGCCGGACGGAGAGACCGUAGCGAUCAAGAAGCUGACGAGAAACGCCAAGGAAGUAGAAGAGAGAGCCAGUGAUUUCUUAUCGGAGCUUGGGAUAAUCGCACAUGUUAACCAUCCAAACGCAGCUAGGCUUCGUGGUUUCAGCAGCGAUCGCGGUUUGCAUUUUGUACUUGAGUACUCUCCUCAUGGCAGUCUCGCUUCUGUACUCUUUGGAUCUGAGGGGUGUUUGGAUUGGAAGAAACGGUAUAAAGUGGCUUUGGGUAUAGCUGAUGGUUUGAGUUAUCUUCAUAAUGACUGCCCUCGUCGGAUUAUUCACCGUGAUAUCAAAGCUUCUAACAUUUUGCUCAGUCAAGAUUACGAAGCUCAGAUUUCGGAUUUUGGACUAGCUAAGUGGCUCCCAGAGAAUUGGCCUCAUCACAUUGUUUUCCCAAUCGAAGGCACAUUCGGAUAUCUAGCUCCAGAGUACUUUAUGCACGGGAUUGUCGAUGAGAAGACAGAUGUGUUUGCGUUUGGUGUAUUGCUUUUAGAGAUCAUAACUGGUCGUCGAGCUGUUGAUACAGCUAGCAGGCAAAGCUUAGUUAUGUGGGCAAAACCUCUUUUAGAGAAGAAGAGCGUGGAAGAAAUAGUUGAUCCUCAGCUAGGAAAUGACUUUGAUGAGACCGAGAUGAAACGAGUGAUGCAAACAGCUUCCAAGUGCAUACACCAUGUAUCCACCAUGCGUCCUGACAUGAACCGGUUGGUGCAGCUGUUGCGUGGAGAUGACAGGUUAGCUGAGUUGCAACAAAAAACAGGCGGAGCAAGAACAGUGAGUCUCGACGAGUGCGACUUGGAUCACACCUCUUCCUCUUACCUUAAUGAUCUCACUCGGCAUAGACAACUCUUGAUGGAGUAAGUAAAUCAAAUCUGAUGAAAUCGAUACACAAAAGGAAAAUCCUCUAUCCAACAGAGACGAAACAAUAACAAAUUGUUUUUUUUUUUCUUUUUAUCAUGCCUAUGAUUUUGCUUCAUCUUCUCCACUGUAAAAAAUCUCCAAAAGGGAAAAAAGUUGUAUGUAUAAUUUGGCUUUUGUCUUCUAAAUUGUGGUUGUCUCUCUGUUUCUCUCUUGUAAAAGAGCUUUUAGUAAAACUUUACAAUAUUCA
Camelina sativa (false flax) is the source of this 1656-nucleotide messenger RNA. The record is from RefSeq and is a predicted model, not a curated record. Lineage: Eukaryota; Viridiplantae; Streptophyta; Magnoliopsida; Brassicales; Brassicaceae.